UGUCAGCGCGGUUAUAAGGGAGGGAAAAGUUCCCUGCGCGGAGAGCCGGGCAGGCGCACGCUCGUACGGCGGCCGCAGCGGCAGGGCGGGGCCGGCAGGGCGGGCGGCGGCGGAGGAAGACCCCCGAUCGCGACCUCGCCUUCCACGGUGUCUCUCUCAGACCUCGGUCACGUUCCGGGGUCCGGAGGACUUGUGCACAGCGGCCAUGGGUGGCGUCGGGGAGCCCGGCGGGGGACCAGGGCCGCGGGAGGGGCCCGCACCGCUGGGGGCGCCCCUGCCCAUCUUCCGCUGGGAGCAGAUCCGCCAGCACGACCUACCAGGCGACAAGUGGCUGGUCAUCGAGCGCCGUGUCUACGACAUCAGCCGCUGGGCACAGCGGCACCCAGGGGGCAGCCGCCUCAUCGGCCACCACGGCGCCGAGGACGCCACGGAUGCCUUCCAUGCCUUCCACCAGGAUCUCCGUUAUGUGCGCAAGUUCCUGAAGCCCCUGCUGAUUGGAGAGCUAGCCCCAGAGGAGCCCAGCCAGGAUGGCGCUCAGAAUGUGAGGGCCCAGCUGAUCGAGGACUUCCGAGCCUUGCGUCAGGCAGCCGAGGACAUGAAGCUGUUCGAAGCCGACCGCACAUUUUUUGCACUCCUGCUGGGCCACAUCCUGGCUAUGGAGUUGCUGGCCUGGCUUAUCAUCUACCUCCUGGGCCCUGGCUGGGUGCCCAGCAUCCUUGCUGCCCUAAUCCUGGCCAUCUCUCAGGCCCAGUGCUGGUGUCUGCAACAUGAUCUAGGCCAUGCCUCCAUCUUCGCUAAGUCCAGGUGGAACCAUGUGGCCCAGCAGUUCGUGAUGGGGCAGUUGAAAGGCUUCUCUGCCCAUUGGUGGAAUUUCCGCCACUUCCAGCACCAUGCCAAGCCCAACAUCUUCCACAAGGACCCAGAUGUGACUGUGGCACCCGUCUUCCUCCUCGGGGAGUCAUCUGUGGAGUAUGGCAAGAAGAAACGGAGAUACCUGCCUUACAACCACCAGCAUCUGUACUUCUUCCUGAUUGGCCCACCGCUGCUCACCUUGGUGAACUUUGAAGUUGAAAAUCUGGCCUACAUGCUGGUGUGCAUGCAGUGGACGGACUUGCUGUGGGCGGCCAGUUUCUAUUCCCGCUUCUUCUUGUCCUAUGCUCCGUUCUAUGGCGCAACCGGGACACUGCUGCUCUUCGUUGCUGUCAGGGUCCUGGAGAGCCACUGGUUUGUGUGGAUCACACAGAUGAACCACAUCCCCAAGGAGAUUGGCCAUGAGAAGCACCGGGACUGGGCCAGCUCUCAGCUGGCAGCCACCUGCAAUGUGGAACCUUCUCUCUUCAUUGACUGGUUCAGUGGGCACCUCAAUUUCCAGAUUGAGCACCACCUCUUUCCCACGAUGCCAAGGCACAACUACCGCAGGGUGGCCCCCCUGGUCAAGGCGUUCUGCACCAAGCACGGCCUACACUACGAGGUGAAACCCUUCCUCACCGCCCUGGUGGAUAUCAUCGGGUCCCUGAAGAAGUCUGGUGACAUCUGGCUGGAUGCAUACCUCCAUCAAUGAAGACAGCACCCUCAUGGGUGGCGAAGGGGGUAAGGGUACAGACUCCAGCAGUCACCAAGCUACUGGGCAAGAUCGACAGCCCUCCUCACCCCCUGCUGGGGCAGCCUGUCUGCCUGCCUGGUCCUGCUGGCUUUCCUCAGUCCUCAGCAUUUUCUGUUCAAGAGCCUUAUGGCCGUGGCACAUGUCCAACAGGACCGGGGUGGAGGGACACACUUAAAGCUACAUGGUGAACAUAGCAUGUUUUCCUAGAGCAAGAACUGAAGGAAAGCUUGUUAUUUUUAUAUAAAAAGCAACCCAGACACAUGGA
Molecule: messenger RNA, 1868 nt
Organism: Peromyscus californicus insignis
Lineage: Eukaryota; Metazoa; Chordata; Mammalia; Rodentia; Cricetidae
Gene: Fads3
Product: fatty acid desaturase 3
Exons: 12
Coding region: 206-1561 (451 amino acids)
Biological process (GO): lipid metabolic process
Cellular component (GO): membrane
Molecular function (GO): oxidoreductase activity, acting on paired donors, with oxidation of a pair of donors resulting in the reduction of molecular oxygen to two molecules of water
Source: RefSeq, a predicted model, not a curated record